Messenger RNA from Loxodonta africana (African savanna elephant), 13883 nucleotides. RefSeq names its product G protein-coupled receptor 174 (gene GPR174). The record is from RefSeq and is a predicted model, not a curated record. Gene Ontology annotation, cellular component: plasma membrane. The transcript has 3 exons. Gene Ontology annotation, biological process: positive regulation of Rho protein signal transduction; phospholipase C-activating G protein-coupled receptor signaling pathway. The coding region runs from base 1264 to 2265 and encodes 333 amino acids. NCBI's taxonomy places the organism in Eukaryota, Metazoa, Chordata, Mammalia, Proboscidea, Elephantidae. Gene Ontology annotation, molecular function: G protein-coupled receptor activity.
UGCCCCCUAGAAAACGGAAAUGUUCAGUGUGCACAGAGUGGCUGGCAAAUUUUACUCUGACAUCUCGCUACCACGCUUUCCAACAUGGUAGUGGUUAGAUAAUGCUGAGAAUUUUAUUUAUUUAUUUUUUGCCGUUGGCUGUCUUCAUUUUUCUUUAGGCUUUCUUUUAUUUGAUUUUCUUUGUACUCUUUCUUCUCUCUCUCUCUCUCACUCAACCUCCUUCCCUUUUCUCUUUCUUUUUUCUUUUUUUUUGGCAGCGGAGGAGGGUUGGAUUAGUUGUUCUCGGAACAGGGAGCCAGAAUUGAUGCACAGAUCAGUAGCAUCUUUGUUGGAGUGGCUGUCGCAUGAAUUUUUUGGAGAUCUCUGGAGAAAACAGAAAGAAACCAAAACGGCAUGAAUGCAUUAAUCCAGCCAGAUUCCUCAUGACUUCCUCAGGAGACCCUAUUAUUCUGAUUAAGGAAUUUCACCAGUACUGGAGAAAACAGUAGCUCUGCCUUUGUUUCCCACUUUUCAGCUUUGGACACAACUGAAAAAGUCACAGAAACCUGAUCUGUUCAGGUUAAUUAUCCCUGAAGAGUGGCAGAUCCACUGUGCACUAAAGCAAGCCUUUCUUCUAUAUGAGCCAAAAAAGAAAAAUAACCUGUUAAAACACCUGUAAAAAAAGAUGGCUAUCAUGAUAUGGGAAUUUGUGGAGCUGCUAUAUGGUACAUUGAUGAUCCAAAUGAGAGAAGAUCAACUGUCAUGAUGCACCAGAAGGCAUUAUAAUAAACAAAAGGCAAAAGUUAUAACAGCUUGUCAUCUAUUCUUGUACACUAGACUUAGUUAAGAAAAAAACAAACAAAAAAACAUUGCCAUUGAGUUGAUUUUGACUCAUAGUGAUCCUAUAGGACAGAGUAAAACUGUCCCACUGGUUCUCCAAGGCUGUAAUCUUUGCAGGAGCAAACUGCCACGUCUUUCUCCCGUGGAGCAGCUGGUGGGUUUAAACUGCCAACAUUUUUGGGUAACAGAUGAACGCUUAACCACUAGCCCAGGACUUCUUUCUAUAUAGACACUGUAGUCAAAUCCAAAGCAAAUAUGCAGACAGUUCUUUGAAAAGUUCUUCAAAUCAUGUGCAGAGGUUCAGACAGAUUUGAUAAAAGAAGGCUGUUUUACACAUAGUCCCUCCAACCCAUUGACUAUUAGUCUUUUAGAAUGAGCAGCAGCUGGCUGUGAAUUUAAACAUUGAAACACCAUCUGGCAAAGACAGUUUUUCUAUAAAGAAACAUGCCUGCUAAUGACACGUGCAGUGGGCCAGAUGAGGAAAAUACAGAUUUUCGGUACUUCAUCUAUGCAGUAACAUACACUAUUAUUCUUGUGCCAGGUCUCAUAGGGAACAUAUUAGCCUUGUGGGUAUUUUAUGGCUAUAUGAAAGAAACCAAACGGGCUGUGAUAUUCAUGAUAAACUUAGCCAUUGCUGACUUACUGCAAAUUCUCUCCUUGCCACUGAGGAUCUUUUACUACCUAAAUCAUGACUGGCCAUUUGGGCCUGGACUCUGCAUGUUCUGUUUCUACCUGAAGUAUGUUAAUAUGUAUGCAAGCAUCUACUUCUUGGUCUGCAUAAGUGUGAGGCGAUUUUGGUUUCUCAUGUACCCCUUUCGCUUCCAUGACUGCAAGAAGAAAUAUGACCUUUACAUCAGCAUUGCUGGCUGGCUGAUCAUCUGCCUUGCCUGUUCACUCUUCCCUCUUCUAAGAACCAGUGUCGACACCCCAGGCAACAGAACCAAAUGCUUCGUGGAUCUUCCUACCAGGAAUGUCAAUCUGGCCCAGUCUGUUGCUAUGAUGACUGUUGGCGAGUUGAUUGGGUUUAUUACUCCUCUUCUGAUCGUUCUGUAUUGUACCUGGAAGACAGUUUUAUCAUUGCAAAAUAAAUACCCUGUGGCCCAAGACCUUGGAGAAAAAAAGAAAGCCCUGAAGAUGAUUCUAACCUGUGCAGGGGUAUUUCUAAUCUGCUUUGCACCUUAUCACUUCAGUUUUCCUUUAGAUUUCUUGGUUAAGUCCAACGAAAUUAAAAGCUGCCUAGCCAGAAGAGUGAUUCUGAUAUUUCAUUCUGUGGCCUUGUGUCUUGCUAGUCUAAAUUCCUGCCUUGAUCCAGUCAUAUACUACUUCACCACUAAUGAGUUCAGAAGACGGCUUUCAAGACAAGAUUUGCAUGAUAGCAUCCAACUCCAUGCAAAGUUCUUUGUGAGCAACCAUACUACUUCUGCCAUGACAACUGAAUUAUGCUAAAAAAAACUGAAUAUGGCCUAAAGUGGAAAUAUACCAAAACACAUUUGCAAUAGCCAAACCACAAGGAAGUACUCAGAGAAAGUGUUCAUAACUUUUCAGUUACCUUCUAUCUUACUUAUAUGGGGAAUUUACACUUCAUAAUAGAACCUAUUUGGAGCUUUUUGAUACACCAUUAUCAUAUAAAAUAUUUGUGUAGAAAAUUUGUCAUCAAUUCUUUAAGACUUAAAGUAUAAAAUAGCAGUGACAUCCUAUAGACAUAUGUUCUCAACUAGAGUUAGCAGUUUUAUCUGUGAACCUAAGGCACAGAAAGACUAUUAGCUUCAGCUGGUGGUUUGAACCCAACACGAGGUGCCUCAGAAGACAGGCCUGGUGAUCUGUUUCUGAAAGGUCACAGCCUUGAAAACCCUGUAGAGCAGUUCUACUCUUCACACGUGGGGCUGCCAUGAAUGGAAAUUGACUCCACAGCAACUAACAAAAACAUUAUAAGGACUUAGUUUUGUUACAAAGGACAUUCAAAAAACAAAACCAAACUCGUUGCUGUCAAGCCGAUUCCAACUUAUAGUGACCCAAUAGGACAAAGUAGAACCGUUCUACAGGGUUUCCAAGGCUGUAAAUCUCUGUGGAAGCAGACUGCUACAUCUUUCUUCUACAGAGUGACUGGUGGGUUUGAACUGAACUACUGACCUUCUGGUUUGCAGAAGAGCACUUAACCACCGUACCACCAGGGGUCCUUCACAAAGGACUUUAGGUCUUCUGUAUUCAGAGGCAAUUUAGUUGUCUGUUUAUCUUAGUAACCACAGCUUAUAUUCCAAUAUAAUAUUUUUGGUUAUAGUCUAAGUGGGAUGGACAAUUUAUUACUGUAUGUUGAUGAAAUAUUAUAAACAUGGGACCAUUUUUAUCUGCCAUGUAUAAUUACACUCCAGGACUUGAAGACUCAAAUAGCUAAUUAAGACAUCAUCUGUCAUACCCACUCAUAGCAUGAAAUCUGAACUCAAGCCUCUGGUUUGUUUGAACUAAGAAUAAUACUCAGAUUCAUAUAUGAUAAUUCUCUAUGACUCUACAGGAUGCUGUUGAAUCUAUUCAGGGCAGGUAGCCUGCCAAAGUCCAUACAAUGUGACACAAAUGGCUUCUAUAGGCCCAAAAGACAGCAUAUAGGUGAAAAUCACAGCUCUGACUCCCUUAAACUACUUCCAGUGAACAUCUCUAGAGAUGUAUGGAUCUGCCUAGUAGAGAGGAUUUCCACCAUGCUUCUUGUGUGGCACUGAGGUACUUCCGACAGAUCAUUGCACUUUCUGAGCCUAUGAAAAUGUAGUGCACUAAUUAAUUACUAAACUUGGGCCAGAGUGAAAAGAUGAAGCAGAGUUAGGUAUACCUCAUAAAAUUCACAGCACAUUGUAUUUCUUACUCUAAGCUAGGUGGUAACUACUGAGCUACCCAUACCAGCCAGAGUAGGAUUUGUGGGCAGCCAGGUGUAUGGACACUAGAGUCUGCAGUGAUUUUUCUGGUUUAAUCUUGUCCCAGGCAUAACCAUUUUGUGGUCUACAUAGCUACCUCCCAGCAGCUGGGGAAGGUAAUUCUUCUAUCUUUUGAGAAAAGUGCAGGAAAUUAAUUUUGGCAGCCAUGGGCACCCAUUGCAAUGCCUUGCCUGCUAGCUGCUUGGUACUAUUAUGCAAGAAACAGACCCAGAAUAUGAGUAGUAAUUAAACAUGAGGUCUUAAGUAUUAGAAUAAUUUGAAAAGUGUUUUAGCUAAAUGCUCUAGCAUAUUUUUAAGAAAUCGAUGUAGUUAAAAUCUAUGUGCUAUGUAAUGAAGACACAUACUACUUCUCAUCUAGAAGGAAUGUUCUAUUUUAUUUAGAGGAAGGAAUUGUUUUAAGCAUGCCAUUAUGAUAUUAAUAAGUUCUGGAGAAAAGAUGUGAAAUUUAAAUGAAUUCUAAUAUCUAAGAUUAAUGGGAACUUUUUUUUAAAGCUUUCUCUGGAUAAAUGUUGAUUUUGUUGUACUUAGUUAUUAAAAUGCCCUGUAAGAAAGUUGACUCUGUGCUGCUAGCAAUAGUGUAUCUAUGUAUCUCCUUAUUAUUCACUGUAAAGUACAUGUUUUAAUUUGUCAAAUCAGUGUUAUAUUGAGUUUUAUAAAAUAACUAAAUAUGUCUGGAGUGUUUGCUUUAAAGUGAUUUGCAUUUGAGAAUAAUUUAGUGUUGUAAUGCGGUUGCAAGUAAUACUUUUGUGGAACUGUGGGUUCUUGUAAUGGAAGAGUCUUAUGUAUAUUGUAUAUGUUUACUAUUUACUAGAUUAGCAUGAAUUACACUUCCUAGGGCCACUUGGAAGAAGGGUAAUUUAAUUUUAUUAAAAUAUUGAUUUCACUUUAGAGAUUUCUUUUUUUAAAAAAAAACCUGUUGCUGUCAAGUCGAUUCUGACUCAUAGUGACCCUAUAGGACAGUUUAGAACUGCUCCAUAGGGUUUCCAAGGAGUGCCUGGUGGAUAAAGGGGAAAGGAACUAUUUCCAGGAGAUUACUGACCUUAGAAGAAUGGUUGAGGGUAGAUCCCAUUACUUGUUAGGCAUCCCAGAAGUCCUUGCAGCUCAUUUACAUCAUUUGGGGAGAAGACAAGUAUCUAGUGCUCUUAUGCUGCUUGCCUUGGGCCACUCCUUCUCCCCAGACCUGCCCAUCUAGGUUAGUGUUCAGUGCUCUGAUUUACUUUAUCCAUCCUUCCCUCCAUCAUUAUGAUUUGUGUUAUGCUUUAGUCCCUUGUUCAUUUAAUCAGUAAUUGGAUCAGUUCAUUCACACUAAGGGGCUAAUGACUAACGUUAGCUUAAUAUUAAUUUACCCAAGGGUAUCUGAAUUCUGUAGAGAGGACUAGGCCUUACCUAAAGUGGUGACGUUCAAUGAAGGAAUUGUAGGCAUUAAGGCAGAAUGAAAGGGAGGAUAUUUUGAAGAAAGUAUGUUUGGCAGCAGAGCCUUUCAGAUUAUGUCUAGUAAAUGACCACCUAUUUUGCUUACCGUAAAAAAAAAAAAAACUUUUUUUUACCCAUAAAGGUAUGCUAAAUUCUAAGGAAUAUACCCACAAGAAUGGAUAUUAGUUUCUCAUAUCUCUUCCUGUUUUCUUUUUCCCUUCCAAUUCCAGACCUGACUUCUGGGGAAAUCACUAGUAGCCUCCUCUCUGAGUUUCUCUUUUCCUUGAGGAAUCUCCUCUCUGGAUCUCCCACUUAUCACAUUCUGGGUUCCAUGGAAUUGGGGUGCAAAGAGUAAACACCCUCAACUACCGUAAUAUGUAAUUUAACGUAAAUAAUCUCAUAUUUUUUAUAUAAAGUUGUUUGAGUUUUGAUUCCAAAAUACAAAAUUAUUCCAACAAGGGAGAUUUUGAAUAUAGAUUUAUUUCCAUGUUGUUAUUAUUGUCAUGAUUGUUAUUAUUAGUAUAUUCAAAUAGUUUAAAUUUUUUCAUAGUCAGUUAAGCAGCUAAUUCUAUUAACCAGUGAUUCCAUGAAGAGGACCUAUCUGCCCCAGUAACAACAAUCUAUGCUACCUUGGUUUGAAGAAGUGCAUCAGUGGAACUCUUGUGCAACUUAAUUUUCAUGUCACCUUUUUAUUUUUAUUUCCGUAAGAUACUGUGAAAAUAUUGCACUUGAAAUUUAUUUACGGCUAUAGUUUAUAACAUGCAUUUUAUUAAUAAAGAUUGUCUCUGUAAUUACACAGAAUGUUUCUGCCUCCAGAAGUCAAUGUGUAUCUAGUAUGCCUUUCAGCAAACUGACAGGCUUGAGGCUCCUUUUCAGUGUUCUCAUACACAUAGUUGAAAGUCCCUUGAGGCUCUACUCAUCUUUUCUCUCCCCGGAGAGGUACAUCUAUUCUCAAAGGGAAAAAUGAACCGCCUUAUUGAUUCUUUACUAUCCACACUGCACUAAGACUAUUCCCCACCCCCACGUCUGGACCAAGUUUAUUUGAAUGACUUAAAGCCCUGUAUUUGCUAGAGCAUAUUCUGUGGGCAGAAAAGGUGAUGAGGGUAGCAGAGAGAAAGUUUUCUUUUUACUCUGAAGGGUUUUUAAGACCUCACAAUCUGCUUUUUUCUUGCAAGAAAAACACCAUCCCCCACUGUACUCCUGUUUUUCUUCCCAAAACAGAACUUUUUAAACUAUAACAAAAAAGUAAAGUCAGGAAAACUCUCUCUGGUACAUGCCUCAUCUUGGUCUUCUUUCUCCAUUUUAACAAUUUCUUCCUCACCUCACCGUGUAUCACUGGUGCUUUCAGGAGACCCAGGUAUCUUUUGUGAUAACCAAUUUGUUAGGAAUUCCACAUUGUGGCCCUUGCAGAAAGAUUUUCCAAGGAAGUGGUAAAGGUUUUCCUUCAGAAGAACUUUUGACGAUUUGGCAUGCCUGAAGAAAAAAAAAAGGAGUAUAAAAAUAGGACCUGCCCCACGCUUCAAAUGUCCUCAAGACACAUAUUGUGCCCUCCAGAAUCCAGCCCAGAAGUAACUUCACUGCCUUCACUACCAUAUUUUUGUUGUUGUCGGAAGAGGGAAAUAAACUCUCAAGUAACUGUGGUUGUUUUACUUUCCUAAUUCCAUAGUUAUAAGUAGAAUGUGUAUGGAGAGGGGAGGGAAGUGCUGUAAAUAACUUUUUUAAAGUUCAUACACCAUUUCUUUAGCAGAACUUCCUCAGCUUUAACCAUUUAUUUGGUGUUGCUAAGACCAUAUCUCUUCUGUUUGCUGAGUUUACUCCAUCCAGCUCCUUACUGCACAUUUGCUGAUUAAUCUAUAGGCAUAGCCCUUAUUCAAGGCCUUACCUUUUCCUUCUUGGAUCUCUUUAAAGAGUAAUGGAGAAACUGCUCCAUGGGGAGGGUUGUAUUAAGGCCUGUCCCCAUGACCCCAAUAUCUUCUUUUAUUAGGAGCUUCAGGAGCACAGCUGAAUCAAACUUUGGCCAUAUACUCUUCAAGUUUAAUUCUGGACCAUAAUGGAGAGAUUUUUCACACUGGUCUAAAUGAAGUAGAAUAACUACAACUUGUAGAAAGACUGGUAAGACUUAUUCAGCUUUCUAAAGUAGUUAUGCAAACUCUAUGAACAUUGCUCAUAAUUAGGUGGCUAGUAUUUCUCAAAAACUUUCCUUUAGGCAUUCCUCAUUUUUUUCUUUUGAACCUAUUCUGACAAGGUGUAUUAGACUGUGGAUUCAGCUGUGGCUAAUAGAGCUAUAGCUUAAACUAGAUAUAAACAUACUUCUCUUUUAUGUGAAAGUGUGAGCCAAUGUGGUGGCUUUUCUUUGCAAGGUGUUUGGGGAUCCAGACUCACAACAUGUAACUACAACACCUCUUAGGUUUUUCCUUAAUCUGAAUAAGGUAUCUCAUCACCUUUUCAUUACAGCUAGUAGUGUCGGGAAAAUGAGGAAAGGGAAGCAUUAAAGGGAUGACAGCAAACUGCACACGUUCUUCCUGCUUGAAUUUACUGGCUAGAAAUCAACUGUGUGACCUCAUCAAGCUGUAAGAGAGGCUAGAAAAUGCAGACAUUAUUCUGGGUGGCCAGGUGCUCAGCUAAAAAUUAUUUUUUUAUAGAAGAAAUGGAAAACGAAUACAUGGUAACAACUUGUAUUAUUUGCCAUUUCAAAGAUCCCAGAGGUACGAAAGAUUCCAUCCAAACCACAAACUCCAGCAAGCCUUUGUAUAGUCCUUCUAUUAUAUAAAACCGCCACAUCAUUCCAGUGGAGCAUCACUCUUUCUUCCUCCAUGGGUCUAUCCAAAUUAUCGAACGCUGCUUAUUCCUAUAGCAAAAGUAGCAGCAGCCUCUAGAAAGUUAUGGUGGUAGUGCCCAGGGAGUGUAUGGACAAGACUUGGCUCCAGAAAAAUGGGGAACCAAAGAAGAGGAUAGAGGGAGUGACUGCCUUGGUCAGUGUCUAACCUAUAAUUUCUUCACCCUAUUCCCACAGAGGAAGCAAAAUACCCUUUUCCGACCUCUCGUUGAUGAGUCAGCUCAGGUGCAAAACAUAGGUUUGCCCUAAAACUUAAUUAGUCCAAAGAAUUAAAAUGGUUUUAGAAAGUCCUCUUUAGUUUUUGUUCCAUUUUCCAACAGUUGUCCUGUCUUUUUCUUCAGUUUUCAGGAUUGACCACUCUUGCUAAAGAACUCUCCAACCCUAUACACACCAGUUCACUUCUAAUAUAUUACAUUAAUUUUUCCCCUGAUAACUCCUUAUCAUAAUUGCAACUUGAAACUUUUUUUUUCUUCAGUUCUUUCAGCUUGAGACAAUGCUGAGUAUAUUCUUCAUUUUUGGUUUUUUAUCUCCAGGUCUUUGCACAAGACAUCAUAAUACUUUGUCUUCUCAAGCCACCCUUUGAAAUCUUUUGUUCACCUCUUUUACUUCAUUAUUUUUUCCUUUUGCUUUAGCUACUCAACGUUUAAGAGCAAGUUUCAGAGUCUUUUCUGACAUCCGUUUAAGUCUUUUAUUUCUCUCCUGUCUUUUUAAUGAUCUCUUGCUUUCUUCAUGUAUGAUGUCCUUGAUGUCAUUCAACAACUCGUCUGGUCUUCGGUCAUUAGUGUUCAAUGCAUCAAAUCUAUUCUUGAGAUGAUCUCUAAAUUCAGGUGGGAUACUCAAGGUUGUACUUUGGCUCUCUUGGAUUUUUCUAAUUUUCUUCAGUUUCAAUUUGAACUUGCAUGUGAUCAUAACAAAUUAUGGAUAACAUUACGGAGAAUGGGAAUUCCGGGACACUUAAUUGUGCUCAUGAGGAAUCUGUGUAUGGAUCAAUAGGCAGCCAUUCGAACAGAACAAGGGAAUAACUGCAUGGUUUAAAGUCAGGAAACUUGUGUGUCAGGGUUGUAUCUUUUCACCAUAACUAUUUAAUUUGUAUGCCGAGCAAGUAAUCCAAGAAGCUGAACCAUAUGAAGAAUAGUGCAUCAGGAUUGGAGGAAGACUCAUUAGCAACCUACAUUAUGCAGAUGACACAAACUUGCUUGCUGAAAGUGAAGAGGACUUGAGGCACUUGCUGAUGAAGAUCAAAGACCACAGCCUUCAGUGUGGAUUACACCUCAACAUAAAGCAAACAAAAAUCCUCACAACUGGACCAAUAAGCAACAUCAUGAUAAAAGGAGAAAAGAUUGAAGUUGUCAAGAAUUUCAUUUUACUUUGAUCCACAACCAACACCCAUGGAGGCAGCAGUCAAGAAAUCAAAAGACACAUUGCAUGGGGAAAAUAGGCUGCAAAACACCUCUUUAGAGUGUUGAAAAGCAAAGAUAUCACCUUGGGACUACGGUAUGCUUGACCCAAGCCAUGGUAUUUUUAUUUGCCUCAUAUGCAUGUGAAAGUUAGACAAUGAAUAAGGAAGACCAAAGAAUUGACACCUUUGAAUUGUGAUGUUGGUGAAGAAUAUUGAAUAUACUAUGGACUGCCAAAAGAAUGAAAAAAUCUGUCUUGGAAGAAGUACAGCCAUAAUGCUCAUUACAAGCAAGGAUAGUGAGACUAUGUCUCACGUACUUUGGGUAUGUUAUCAGGAGGGAUCAGUCCCUGGAUACGGGCACCAUGCUUGGUAAAAUAGAGGGUCAGCAAAAAGAGGGAGACCCUCAAUGAGAUGGAUUGACACAGUGGCUGCAAUAAUGGGCUGAAGUACAGCAACAAUUGUGAGGAUGGCACAGGACUGGGGAGUGUUUGAUUCUGUUGUGCAUAGUGUCGCUAUGAGUCAGAACUGACUCAAGGGCACCUAACAACAACAGCUCCUUAUCAUAAUUUUAAGCAUCCUAUUUAUUUGCCUAUUGUAUGUCUCCCUUAUUUGAACAUAAGAUUUGUCCAUUUUUGUGUCCACAAUGCCUAGCCCACAGCCUGCAACAUCAUAGAAACUCAAAACGUAUAUUGAAAGGAUGAAUAGCAAAUGAGUGUAAAUAAGCUGAACUCUUUAUCCAGCAUUACACUAUCUGGAAUGUUACAUCAAUUGAUGGCUUGUGGUUUAUCACUCACAAUAUUAAUUCAGAUUCAUGGUGUUGACCUAAAUGCCUUACAUCAAAACCAUCUAAGAUGAAAUACAUCUGACAAUUUGUGUGUAUAUGGGUGUUAUGUUCACUUCCUUAUUUUGAAAAUAUCCAUAUCACUAUAUUUUCCCUCUCAAGUAAAUAGGAUUCAUGAAUAGCCACAAUGUCCCCUUUAACCUGUCUGCAAAAGCUAUCAGAGAGUUUCUUAUAGAAGAUAAAUAGUUCUUUUAACUCAGGGAUCCAAAUUAAAAUAGUUAGUUGAUCUGACUAUUGCCAUUGCCAGUAAAUUAGUCAAGUGAAUAGAUGGGAUAAAUAAAACGUAACAGGGGGCAGAGCCAACAUGGCACUAUAGACAGAAGCACCAUACUGUCCUUCUACAGCAAAAGCCCAUAAAAUUAAGUAAAACAGAUACAAACAUCAACCUUGGAACCCUAGGGAUCAAAUGAAGGGAUAAAGAACUCUAUCGAGCACCCAAUGGAAUAAGAAACUGACAGAGAGCAGAGAACAAGGAGAGCUACAGAGUGGAGGUCCCCUAUUAGCUAACGUGGCAUGGAUUCUCCAUAUUGGACUUCAGUCACCAAAAACGGUGGACAGGGAGUACAGAAAGGCAACUUCACGGAGCUCCCAACAGGAGACACAGCACCUGGAAACCAAGGAUACACGCUUCUGCCCCACCACCACCCUUCUUCCCUUUACGUGGCCUCUGCUGCUGUCCAACAGGUUCAGUUGGAGAGACUCCAGCUCACUGACACCUGAGUCCACCCCACCACAACUGGCUGGCUCCUUCAGCACCAUUUUUUGUUGUUACUGUUUUUUUGGCUUUUUUUGUUUGUGUCGUCUUUCUUUCUCUCUUCCUUUCUUUCCUUUCUUCUGUCUGACUAGCCCUGUGUGUUGACCCUGCCCCUUCUUGAUGGUCUAUGCCACACUGCUCAGCUAGAAAGCCACGGACACAAGGCUCCCCAGGGUCUAUGCCUCCCCCACCAGCAGGCCCCCACAGCACUAUUUUACUUUUUUUUUUUGGUUUGUUUGUUUUUGCUUUUGUCUUUUUCUUUUUUGUUGUUUCUUCUCUCUCUCCUUUCCUUUAUUCCACCCACUUAGUCCAAUGUGCGCCCCCCCAAGGGCUGUGCCACACCGCUGGCUAGAGAACCUAUGGCAUACAGCCUGGUCUGCCCUGCGCCCAGAGGCUGACUUCCUCAGCAUUAUAUUUUUUUAUUUUUCUUCAUCUUUCCUUUUCUCCUUUUUCCUUCUCCCUCCCAUCUAGGUCCUGACCUGCCUCCACCACUUCCUGGUGGGCUGUGCCACACUGCCUAGUGAGAGAGACACCAGCUCACCACAACUCCAAUUCCUCCCUGCCCUCAAAGGCCAGUUUCCCCAGCACCAUAUUUAUUUCUGUUGUUGUUGUUUCGUUUUGUUUUCUUUUGCUUUUUGUUGUUUCUUCUCUCUAUCACUUCUUUCCUUUCCUUUCUCCUACCCACCUAGCCCAAUGUGCCACCCAAACCCAUUCUCAGGCCAAGCUGCACCACUUAGCUAGAGAGCCACCAGCACGUGGCCUCACUGGAUCUGCCCCACUCCCACUCUCCAAAUCCUACUGUGUCACCUUUUUAUUUACUUUUUUCUUUCUUCUUCUUUUUGCUUCUGUUUUGCUCUUUUCUUUCUUUCACCCAUGUAGCUUCACAAAUUACAUCUUAUCUUCAUUGUGCACUGAGCACUGGAUCACCAAGCUGCACAGGCAAGGAUCACCAGACCCCACCCUGCACUGUCCCCUGGACCUGCUCCUUUGGUCCCAGUACAUGUCACAAAUGACCCAUCCUGAUCCUCCAUGACUGGACCUGCUCUGCUGUACCAUAGCUGAUCGCCCAGUCCUGCCCACCUAGACAAGGUGGUGAGCAGUAUUGUACCCACAGACAGCACAGCCCACCAAGACCGCCUGCCCAGACAUAACCAAAUUAAAAAAAGCAGUAAGAAACAAACAAAUCUACAAUCAAAAAAUGGGGAAAAUAAUCCCUGAAGGUCUCCAAAGCAGCAGACAAUAUCAAAACAUGUGAAAAAACAGGACCAGAUGGCUCUAGAAAGCGAUUGAUAUAAAACACCAGAUAACCUUCUGGAAGAAGAAUAGGCAAUGGAAAUACCUGAUAGGGGAUUCAGAACUCUAAUAUUCAGGGAUCUCCAAGAGAUGAAGGAAAACAGACAAAAAUCUGAAAAAAAAAUAGACAAAAUCUUGGAAAAUCCAGACAAAAUCAGGGAAAACACAAAGAAAUGGAAGAAGUCCGGAAAAUAAUACAGGAACAAAAUGUCAAAAUAAACAAACAACUAGAAAUCAUGCAAAAACAGCUAUUAGAAUCCAAAAGAUAAACAAGAUUUCAGAAAGGGGAAGUGCAAUAGAAGAUUUUAGGAGCAUAUUUGAAGCAAUGAAAGACAGGAUCAGUGAAAUUGAAGACAAAUCCUUGGGCACCACUUUGUUGGAGGAAAAAUCAGAGAAAUGAAUAAAGAAAAAUGAAGAAACCCUGAAAAUGAUGUGGAAUACAAUCAAAAGCAAAAAUUUGCAUUUGAUCGGAGUUCCAGAAUAGGGAGAGAAAACAGAAAACACAGAGACUAUCAUUGAAAAUUUGCUGACAGAAAACUUCUCUAAUAUGAAAGCUGAAAAGUUGACCAUCCAAGAGGCUCAAUGAACCCCAUGUAAGAUAGAUCUCAAAAGAAAGUCACCAAGACAUAUAAUCACACUUGUUAAAACCAAAGACAAAGAAUCCUGAGAGUAGCUAAAGAAAAACAAAACAUUACAUACAAGUGGGAAAUAAUGAGACUAAGCUCUGCUUACUCAGCGGAAAUCAUGUAGGCAAGAAGGCAACAGGAUGACAUAUAUAAAAACUUGACAGAAAAAUACUGCCACUGAAGAAUAAUAUACCCUGCGAAUCUCUCACUCAAAUGUGAUGGCAAAAUUAGGACAUUUACAGAUGAACAGAAAUUAAAGAACUAUUUAAAAACCAAAUGAAACUUACAAGAAUUAUUAAAGGGAGUCCUUCAGUUAGAGAAGCAACAAUGUCAGACGGCAGUCUGAACUUAGGACACAGGACAGCAUCAGUCAAAUAUCAACAUAGGAAAUGAACUAUCAAGGAUAAAACAACACGAAAAGAUUUCCAAAAGGGAACCAGAGAUGCCAAUCUGUAAAUGACAACAACAUCAGAACAGUAAAAGAGGGAAUAAACAAUAUAGGCAUAGAUCUUUCAAAUGGAGAGGAAGUCAAGGUAAUAUCAAGUAAUAAAAGCCUACUUUAAAUUUAGGAUGACAAGGGUUAAUUUCAAGGUAAGCACAAAGAAAGUUAACAAACCUACACAUCAAAAUAAAGUAGAAAAAUAUAAAGUCUCAGUAAACACAAAAUCUGCACAAUCAAAAGACCUCCCCCCAACACACACACAAAAGGAAUUCAGCACAAGAGAGUAAGAAGAACAAAGAAAACAUCAGCACCAAAAAUAAUAAAUAAAAAGCUGGACAGGAAUAAACUCAUACUAAAUGUAAAUGGUUUAAAUGCACCCCUAAAUUGACAGAGAGUGACAGAAUAGAUUUAAAAAAAAGGACCCAUCAAUGUGCUCUCUACAAGGGACACACCUUAGAAACAAAGACAUACAUUAAAAAUUAAAAGAUAGGAAAAACAAAUCAAGGAAAAGGCAACCAAAAAAAAAAAAAAGCUGGAGA